AUGAAGGGACCAAAAGUUGUGCAUAUUGACGAUGAGUCUGUUCUCAAGGAAGUGACAGAACACAUAAAGAACCCUGGAGGACUUGUUGCUAUUCCUACAGAGACAGUGUAUGGCUUGGCUGCAAAUGCUCGCUGCGAGGUUUCUGUUGGAAAUAUUUUCAAAGUAAAAAACCGACCUCUUACCGACCCUGUCAUUAUUCAUUUACCAUCCUUUUCAAUUGCUUUGGAGCAAAUUUACAAUGUAGACUUGUAUGAAGCAUUAAUAAUUCUUCACCUCGCCAAAAAGUUUUCUCCUGGCCCACUCACGAUUGUUGCCAGGGGUCGCAAGGACGUUCCGCUAAUUUUGUCUGCAGGAACAGGGUAUCCGGCCGUUAGGUAA
Molecule: messenger RNA, 378 nt
Organism: Theileria equi strain WA
Lineage: Eukaryota; Apicomplexa; Aconoidasida; Piroplasmida; Theileriidae
Exons: 1
Coding region: 1-378 (125 amino acids)
Biological process (GO): regulation of translational fidelity
Cellular component (GO): cytoplasm
Molecular function (GO): nucleotidyltransferase activity; tRNA binding; double-stranded RNA binding
Source: RefSeq, a predicted model, not a curated record